Messenger RNA from Siniperca chuatsi (mandarin fish), 2418 nucleotides. RefSeq names its product methylthioadenosine phosphorylase (gene mtap). The record is from RefSeq and is a predicted model, not a curated record. Gene Ontology annotation, cellular component: cytosol. Bases 16 to 1014 code for a protein of 332 amino acids. The transcript has 9 exons. Gene Ontology annotation, molecular function: S-methyl-5-thioadenosine phosphorylase activity. Lineage: Eukaryota; Metazoa; Chordata; Actinopteri; Centrarchiformes; Sinipercidae. Gene Ontology annotation, biological process: nucleoside metabolic process.
AUUGUUGUCAACUGAAUGGCAACCAACGGUUUACCUGCAAGGCGAACCGAUCAAACAGGAAGAGGAAUGAUGUCCGUUGAACUGACGGAUGUUCUUAACGGUUGUGGCUAUAAACCGUCUUCCUCACAACUUGGUCAAAUCUUCACUUUUACAGGCAAGAAUACUGUCGUCAUGUCUUCUACGGCGCCCAUUAAGAUUGGAAUAAUUGGUGGUUCAGGGCUUGAUGAUCCAGAUAUCUUGGAGGGAAGGACUGAGCGUUAUGUUGACACACCGUAUGGAAAGCCAUCAGAUGCUCUGAUACUGGGGAAGAUAAAAAACGUGGAAUGUGUGCUCCUUGCAAGACAUGGGAGGCAACACACUAUCAUGCCGUCCAAUGUGAACUAUCAGGCCAACAUCUGGGCACUGAGAGAAGAGGGCUGUACACAUCUGUUAGUUACCACGGCCUGUGGCUCGCUCCGAGAGGAGAUUCAGCCAGGAGACAUUGUCGUCAUUGAUCAGUUCAUUGACAGGACUACCAAAAGAGCUCAGACUCUGUAUGACGGGCAGCCCACCAGUCCUGCAGGUGUGUGUCACAUCCCCAUGGCUGAGCCUUUCUGCAACAGAACCAGAGAGGUUUUGGUGGAGGUGGCGCGGAGCCUGGGGGUCAAGUGCCAUGUGCGAGGGACUAUGCUGACUAUCGAGGGGCCCCGCUUUUCCUCGCGGGCGGAGAGCCUGAUGUUCCGCCAGUGGGGUGCUGACGUCAUCAAUAUGACCACUGUGCCAGAGGUGGUCCUCGCCAAGGAGGCCGGCUUGUGCUAUGCCAGCAUUGCCAUGGCAACAGACUACGACUGUUGGAAGGAACACGAGGAGGCGGUCUGUGUUGACAACGUACUGAAGACGAUGAAGGAGAAUGCAAACAAGGCCAGCAGUAUCCUGCUAACUGCAAUACCCCAGAUUAGUCAGAUGGACUGGGCUCAGACAAUGAAGACCUUGAAAUCAAUGGCACAAUCUUCAGUAAUGUUACCAAAACACUAAGAAAAACAAUGAAAUAGAAAAGGAUUCGGAUCCCAGACACCACCCACACCGACACGGACAACAGACUCAACGCUGCCUGUGGAUUUGUCAUCAGUGAAUCACAACAAAGUGCCUCACAUAAAUAAUGCAUGUGGUCUGUCUUCAGCUGGAAUUUCAGUGUUUUUUCUCAAUUAACCCCCCCCCCCUUAAAGAUACAAUCAUGUCAAAAGAUCAACAAAGGUUUUAAAUCUUAAGAUUCUACUAGAUAUUAUUUUUUGUGGAUUUAUAUUUUUUGUGGUAAAACCUGUAAACCAUUGGUGUCUUUAUUGCAGUUGAUGCAGGAGAGAUAAUAAAAAUGCUUUGCAAGUUUAGUACAUGGAUACUUGGUUACUGCCUAGUUACAAUUAACUAACCAAUAUACUUUUAAAGUUGUAUCUGAUGUCUUGGACACAUUUGUGGGAUUUACUGAAGUAAAAUAUUUUACUUAAACACUUAAGCAAAACAUUUUUAGGAUAAUGUUUCUAUCUUUACUUAUCUGGGCACAUUUUUUUUAUUUUGUAAAUACUUUCAUUUUUAUUUGCUCUUCUUGACUGUUUUAUGUUUCAUGAAUCAAAACCCAACAGUAUUUUAUUCAUAUGUAGGGUAGAAUCUGCACUUAACUGUUUUCCAGCAUCAUUAAAUCAGCUAAUUGACUGAGUACUUCUGAGAAACCUGUACUGACUGCAUUUAUUGACACUGACAGAGGAGAAAGAUGUUUCUCCACACCUAAAAUGUUUGAUAUACUGUAAGAUUCAUCAUCAUCAUCUAAUGAAAUUAGCAUUUUUGUCAGAGUUCUGUUGCCACUAAUGUUUGCAUCUAUCCCUGAACCUCAUCACACUGCACAGAAUCUAAAAAUAUUCUGUCUCUUUUAUUUCCUCUUCCUCUUGCCCUGUCUCAACAAAAUGAAUGCAUUAUGCAGCAUAAAUUAGCUCAAUGAAAAGUAGCAGAUUUUAGGCCAUGCUUUAAAGUCCUUAGAAAACAGAUAAAUGAAAGCAACUUGCACUGAUUAAAAUGUAUCUUAUCAGUUGCAGUUAAGAUUCAAAGGAUGUAUUUAUCACAUGUUCAUAAUAUAUGCAGUGAAAUGCAGGGUGGAAUAGUCUGGAGUCUGUGCUUAAAAAGCUAGUGUGCAAUAAAGAAUAAGAAUUAGAAAAAUAAAUAUAAAGUAUAAAGUAAUAGUGUAUUUAUAUCCCCCUGUGUUCAGAUUUGAACAUCUGGUCUUGAAGUAUGACUGUUGGUAGGGAGUAAGUUAAGCCAAUGAUUUCAUUGAAUAUGUAAAUCUAAAAACAUUCUCCUGUUUGACAUGUGAUGAACAGAAUUUAUUGUUGAGAUAAAAACGGUUUGCCGUGUUAAUGGUAAAAUAUCAGGCCAAUAAAGCUGCAAACUGCA